Molecule: messenger RNA, 7209 nt
Organism: Aspergillus pseudoviridinutans
Lineage: Eukaryota; Fungi; Ascomycota; Eurotiomycetes; Eurotiales; Aspergillaceae
Product: nonribosomal peptide synthase
Exons: 2
Coding region: 1-7209 (2402 amino acids)
Biological process (GO): secondary metabolite biosynthetic process; amino acid activation for nonribosomal peptide biosynthetic process
Cellular component (GO): cytoplasm
Molecular function (GO): catalytic activity; phosphopantetheine binding
Source: RefSeq, a predicted model, not a curated record
AUGACAAGAACCCAGGGCGACCGACAGGCUGAUGUGGAGGAGACAGGCGUCUGUAUCUUUCCGCAGCUGAGCAAGACGGAAGGUGAUAUCGCAGCCUACAAAGAAACAGAUCCACUUGAAAUCCCAGCGGCGCCCAUUUCCGAAGUUCUACAGGACCAGGGUAUUCGCCUGAGCUCGCUGGUUUUGGCGGCGUGGGCUGCUACUUUGAGGUGUUUUACCGAGUGUCAGAAGGCGCAGUUCUGGGUCGGACAUGGAAGGGAGGCUGUCGCCGAGGCUACACUUGAUGGAUUGACUGAUCUACUGUCCAUCCCGCUCGAUCCCCAGAAGCCAAUGAGAACACUAUGUAACGAAGCUGAAUGGACGAUGCUACAGCCUCGCCUACCAGGGCAUGCUCCAUGCAACAUUGGACUGGUGUUUCAGGAAGGUGUCGAGAUUCAUUGCCCGACGCUACGUAGCGAUGACCAGGACCUUCAGAUAAGCCCUCCCGGUUGUGACGUUGCCUUGCACGUUGACCUGGAUACAGAUCGGCUGCGGCUGUCUCUACGCUUUAGAGACACCCUGCUGUCUUCCACGGCAGCAGAAAAUGUGGUUAGUACCGUUAAGCAAGCUAUACUCGAGGCCAUCAAAUCUCUGGACCACCCGGUCUCCAACCUGAUGCUUUGCACCGGGUUACAUCUGGGCCAAUUGGAAACUUUCAGCAGACAUGCUUCGGCCCUCAACACACGGCGCACAUUGCCGUGGUGGCGUGCAUUGAGCCAGUCGGUUAUUCAGCAAGGGAAGAAUUGUGAUCGACUAGCAAUUGAUGGAUGGGACGGUCGGUUCACCUUCGGGGAGCUGGAAGAGACAUGUUCCCGUGUUGCAGCGCAUUUGCAAACUAUGGGGAUAGGGCCCCGGAUGAUGAUCCCACUGUGUUUUGAGAAGUCUGUCUGGGCAAUUAUUGUGGCCAUCGGUAUUCACAUGGCUGGAGCCGCCUUCGUUCCUUUGGACCCAGCCCUCCCAGUCCACCGUUUGCACAAAAUCAUCGCUGCAGUGGGAAGCGAGUUUGCAGUUGUUUCGCCACUGCAGAAGCGUUUAGUUGAGGGCCUCUCAGUGACUCCCAUCAUAAUCAACCCGAUUACAGCUGCCACCUUCCCACCUGCUAAUGCUCUGAUAAAUCCAGAAGUAUCAAUGGAUGAUCCUGCAUACUGUCUCUUUACAUCAGGGAGCACCGGAAUCCCCAAAGGAUGCAUCAUCAGCCAGGAAGCUCUCGCGGGGGUUAGCGACCAUGCAGAGACGAUUCAUCUAAGUGGUCAAUCUCGCGUACUCCAAUUUGCCUCUUAUUCAUUUGGUAUAUCAAUUAUCGAGAUUUAUUGCACACUGGGUGCAGGAGCAACUGUUUGUGUGGUGGCGGAUGCGGACUGUUCCGGCCUGAGAAGUCUCGCCCGUGCCAUCAACAGGAUGGAAGUGAACUGGACCUUCAUGACCCCCACGAUGAUCGGCUCGCUACAUCCAAAGGACGUCCCCUGUCUGCAAACUAUAGUCACUGGAGGAGAGCCGUUGCAGAAACGUCAAGUCGUCACCUGGGCGAAUGCUGUCAGACUAUAUCAGGGCUUUGGCUUGACGGAGUGGAGCGGAACUUGCUGCAUUUCGCCACGAAUUACCUCUCCCUCUUCUGUUGGUGUGAUUGGACGUCCUGUUCCCAAUGCACGAGUAUGGCUGGUUGAGCCUACCAACCACACUCUCUUGGCUCCAGUCGGCGCGGUCGCUGAGCUGUGUAUUGAAGGCCCUUGUCUGGCUCAGGGCUAUCUUGGCGAUGCUGAAAAGACAUCAAAGGCCUUUAUUUCCCAUCCUGGGUGGCACCGGAAUUCAUUUCCCCCAGUCUCCGGUGGCAAUGGCCGACUGUAUAGGACGGGAGAUCUGGUGCGCUAUAUGUGCGAUGGGACUAUCAAACAUCUCGGGCGAAAGGACACGCAGCGCAAGGUCCGGGGACAGCGGGUUGACCUAGAUGAGGUGGAAUACCACCUGAAACAGUGCUUUCCACAGGCACCACGUGUGUUCGCCGAUGUCAUCAGUCCGUGUGGUGAUGGUGGUCAGACACACGUGUUGGCAGCAUUUGUGCAGAGCAACGAGUCCGUGGCAGAUUCCAACGCUUCAGCCGACGGGAACGAUGACUGGUUCAUUCCAGUUAACGCUGUCCUUCAAACCCAGGUAAAUGCAGCCUUAGAAUUCCUGUUCACAAGGCUGCCACGGUACAUGGUGCCUGACCUCUUUCUUUCCCUCCGUACAGUUCCCCUUACUGUCACUGGAAAAAUCGACCGCCGGCGCCUCUGCACACAGGCCAACAAGCUCAGCCGCCGCCAGCUGCUCGGCAAAGACCAGAUGGAUCAACCGCGCCGUGCGCCUUUGACAGAAAUCGAGGCGUUGUUGGCGUCGCUGGUGGCAAAAGUCCUUAAUACUUCCCUAGUGGGACUGGACGAUAACUUUUUUCACCUCGGUGGGGACUCAAUCAAGGCCAUGGCACUGGUUGGUGAGGCGGACCUCAAGCAUGGUCUACGUAUCACCGUCGGCGAGAUCCUCACCCAUCCAACAGUGGCUCAACUAGCUGCGGUUGCUCAGAGUAAAUCCGUCAGUCGGGGAGCCAAUCUGACAGUAGCUCCAUUUUCCCAGCUGCACGAGGCCGAUAUUCGAGACGAUGUCAUACAGGCAGCUCGCGAUCAGUGCCAAGUUGAGAGCUCCAUGAUUGAAGAUAUAUACCCAUGUACACCUCUUCAGGAGGGAAUGUUUGCCUUGGGCAGAAAACAGGCUGGAGGAUUUGUAGCACGCUGGGUGUUUGAGUUCCACAAAAUGUCUGAUGCAGAUAUGGAGCGGUUGAAAGGAGCUUGGAUUCGGGUCUUUGAGGAAGCUCCCACUUUGAGGAGUAGGAUCAUACUAUCCUCUUCACAACGCAUGUAUCAGGUCUUGCUCCGAGAAAUGCCAAGGUGGCAUCAGUCGGACAUCUUAUUGAACUCCGACCUACAGGAGGAGAGGGGCAGCCUCUUAGUUGACUUCGGCCUCCCGCUGGCCAAAAUGUCUAUUCAUCGGCAGAGCACCACCGAUUGCCUUCAACUGGUUUUGACAAUGCACCAUUCGGUGAUCGAUGGGUGGUGUUUUCGGAAGAUUUUGGAUCAAGUGGAAGCGGUCUAUCAUGGGAAUGCACUACCAGCAUCACCCCCAUUCUCAUUAUUCGUAAACUACCUCCAUCAGCUCCCAGACCAUAAGGAGUACUGGAAGAACUAUCUCUCCGGCCUAAAUGCGGAGGUCUUCCCGGCAGUAUUGCCAAUGUCCUAUAAGCCGUCCCCAACCGCAGAGGCAACAGAUUGGAUUGACUCGGUGAACUUUACCCCCGGGAGAUUUACCCGUUCUUCUGUUUUACGGCUUGCAUGGGCCAUGGUCCAGUCUCAAUAUCAGGGUAACUAUGAUAUUGUCUACGGGGUUACUGUGUCCGGGCGGAAUGCUCCAGUCCCUGGUAUACUCACAAUGACCGGCCCGACAGUGGCUACUAUGCCGUUGCGGAUCCAAUUGGAUCCCGCUGCAUCAAUAGAGGCUACAUUGGAACGCUUAGUUCAACAGACAGUGCAAAGCAUUCCUCAUGAGCAGACAGGGUUACAAAACAUGAGAAAAUGGGGUGGAGACAUUGCAACCGCGUGCGAUUUCCAGACGCUACUGGUCAUUCAGCAAAUUGAUGGCAGCACUGGCUACAGCUUGCUGGGCACCGAAGCGCAAGAAUCCAGUUUCGCCGCGUUUUGCACGUACACUCUCACCUUGGUCUGUAAUCUCAACUCAGACCCCGUGGAAUUAAAGGCCUGGUUCGAUCCAAAGCUCGUACCGGAACGGCAAGUACAGCGAAUGCUCCGCCAGCUGAAACAUGUGGUUCAAGCCAUAUGUAGAGCCCCGUCGUCAACUGUCGAUGAUUGUAUGACACCAAAUGCCGGUGAUAUCCAGGAGAUCCAUUCAUGGAAUCAGCAAAUCCCCUCCUUGUCGGACCGCAGCGUUAAUGAGCUGAUUUGCCAAGGCAGUGUGGAACAUCCCAGCCGCCUAGCUGUCGAUGCGUGGGACGUGCAAUUCACCUAUCAAGCCCUCAAUGAGCUCUCAACUACUCUAGCACAACACCUGGUGACAAUAGGCGUACGGACUGGGGAUUUCAUUCCAAUAUGCUCGGAGAAAUCCGGUUGGACGAUCAUCUCCAUGUUGGCCGUGAUGAAGUCUGGCGCUGCGUUCAUUCUACUCGAUCCCGCCGUGCCCAAGCAGCGGCUGGUUGACAGCUGCCAGCAAGCCAAGUCCCAACUUGUCCUCACGACGACAGUCAACAUGCAGCUUGCUUUGGAGCUCGCGACCAGAGUGGUAGUCGCGGACGAUCAAUAUCUGUCCAGGAAGGAUAUAUCGCUUCCGACAGUCCGGCCAGACUGGCCGUUGUUUGCAGUGUUCACUUCUGGUUCGACUGGAAUCCCCAAGGCUGCCAUGGCGGAUCAUCAGUCGUUCCUGGCGUACUCUUGUCCCAUAGUCGAACGUGUCAGAAUUGAUGAGAAAGUCAGAUGGCUCCAAUUCUCUUCAUACGCAUUUGAUAUGAGCGUCAAUGAGACCCUGUGGAUACUUCUGGGUGGUGGCUGUUUAUGCGUCCCAUCCGAGAGCCAGCGUAUGAAUGACUUCGUCGACACGGUGGCCAAGUUCCGACCUACCCAUGCGGUGUUAACACCUUCCCUUAUGCGCUCGCUCAAUCCUAAAGAGCUCCCGUCUCUACGAGCGCUCAUGCUAGGUGGAGAGCCCACACAGCCUUCGGAGAUCAAUGCCUGGAGCCCGUACAUGGAGCUGAUGAUCGGGUAUGGUCCGGCAGAAUGUGGAGUUACUCACUUACGGUACUUUAGCGACAGUCCCAACGAUCCUUACAACUCGGUAGGCCACUCGACAGGGGGCGCCAGUUGGCUGGUGGCACCAGAUGACCCCCAGAGGCUGGUUCCGAUCGGUGCUAUCGGCGAGCUUUUACUGGAAGGGCCGUUUGUUGGACCGGGAUAUCUCCAUAACGCUGCGAAGACCGAGGAAUCCUUCAUUCCCGAGCCCCAUUAUGUGAAAAGCCUCCGGCGCUCCCCCAGCCGCGUGUACAAAACUGGUGACUUGAUGCGAUACAACGUCGAUGGAUCAUUGAGCUUCGUCGGCCGUAUCGACUCCCAGGUGAAGAUUCGUGGCCAAAGGAUCGAGCUGGCGGACGUAGAGACCCAUCUCCUCACCUGUUUCCAAUCCCGUGUGCAGCUUGUGGUCGAGCUGAUCUCCCCCAGAGUCAGCCAGGCGGCGCCAUUUCUGGCCGCCUUCAUCUACACAGCCAUCGAAGGAAAUGAAGGACCACAGCUGGAUACCCCAGAGACCAUCUGCAGCUGCGGUGCCUUCUACAAACCUGAACGGCGCUUUCAUGAGCGGGCUGCGGCGGCUCGUGCUCGGCUACGCGACCGGGUUCCUCGCUUCAUGGUCCCGUCUAUGUUCAUUAAUCUGGUUUAUAUGCCACAAACGCCUAGCGGCAAGGUGGAUCGUAAAUACCUCCGCAGGGCACUUUCGGAACUGCCAGACGAAGAGCUUAAGCAAUUCCGGGCAGGAGUCGAGAAAAAGCGCGGCGCAGCGAACGAGCUGGAAAAGAAGAUCCAGCGGUUCUGCGCGACAGCUCUGCAAAUUCCACCCCAGGAUAUCGGUCUCGAUGAUAAUUUCGUCCAGCUAGGCGGCGAUUCCAUUAGUGCCAUGUAUAUGGUUGCCGAAGCCCGCAAGGAAGGCAUCUACAUGUCCGUUGCUGAUGUCCUCGACAACCCGCGUCUCUCCACUUUGGCCAACCAGGCAAGGCGCCAGCACAGCUGCGGCAACAUGUACAGCCCUACCAGCGCCGAUAUCAAGCCUUUUGCGUUGGUAGACGACGUGCUGCGAGCAGAAGCAACCCGCCUGCUGUUAGAUCUCCGGAUUGUAGAUCGUGAAGCGCAUAUUGCUGAUAUUCUCCCGGUGACCGAAAGUCAGGACGUCUUCCUCAACCAGUGGACCCCAGUCUUCAGCUGCUACUUCUUAACGGGGUUCGUGGACGGAAGGCAGCUUCGUGAUGCUUGUCAAGCGGUUGUAUCGACUCACAGUAUUCUUCGCACGGCCUUUAUUAGAACGAGUCAAGCGCUGGUUCAGGCGGUCCUGCAGGACAUCGAUCUACCAUUUCAUCAGACCACGACGAACGAGGAUUUGCUGACCUACUGCGAUUCAAUGUGGCAGGGUGACUCUGAGAUCUCAUCGACCGUGAACACUGCACCUCUGCGUUUCAUUCUUGCCUCGCGGUCAGCAACAGAGCACGCUUUCAUCAUCCGUAUCUCACACGCACAGUACGACGGUAUUUCCAUGCCAACCUUGAUGAAUGAUCUGGGACAAGCCUACUCGGGAGGGAAGAUUGAGUCGACUAUAGCCUUCGCCACCUACAUGCAUCUCCGCUCGUCGCACGACCAUGCGGCGACAUUCGACUUCUGGCGUCAAUAUCUGCUCAACUCAUCAGUAAAACCGCUGAAAAUCUCCCCGACAGCCCCAACACUGAGCCGUGUUAACGCCUGCAGCCGUGCCCGCAUCACCACAGGACAGAACAUUCCAAUGCCGAAUCCCCCCAGAGGGAUUACCGUUGCGACUCUCGUCAAGGCCGCUGCCUCCUGGCUACUCGCACGAGCUGGCGAUCAAGAUGAUAUCGUUCUUGGUCAAACGGUCACAGGACGCAGCAUGCCCAUUGUUGGUGUGGAAAGCAUGCUCGGUCCGUGCCUGAACACCAUCCCGUUCCGAGUGAGCCUCCAGCCAGGGUGGACCAUCUUAGACCUCCUGCAGCACGUUCAAACGCAAUGCGCUCGCACUUUUGAGUAUGACUACGUGGACCUUGGUGAUAUUGUGCGCACCAGUACCAAGUGGUCCGAGGAUAGCUACCUCCCUUGCGUGAUACAGCAUCAGAAUGUGUCGCAGACCUCUACGCUCGCAAUCAAAGAUGUCGAGUGUACCUCGUCUGGCUGGGCAUAUUUCAUUCCUCCGGCCGGAAUGUGGAUUUUGUCUACCCCACAGGACUCGAACUUACAAGUCAUGCUGUGUGCAUCUGGAGCCGUUAUUUCACUAGAGACGGCAAAAUCAUGGGUUAACCAGCUGUGCACCAUCAUCUCUACAUUUGCAAGCCAACCUGGGAUGAUGUUGGAUAGUAUCCACAUAUGA